Molecule: messenger RNA, 2471 nt
Organism: Hydractinia symbiolongicarpus
Lineage: Eukaryota; Metazoa; Cnidaria; Hydrozoa; Anthoathecata; Hydractiniidae
Product: ras-related protein Rab-22A-like
Exons: 1
Coding region: 454-1044 (196 amino acids)
Molecular function (GO): GTPase activity; GTP binding
Source: RefSeq, a predicted model, not a curated record
UAAUCAUUAAAACAUGCUCAAUGAGAAUUUAUUUUGCAUCAGGAAAGCUGGUCGAAAUUACUUUUUAAAGCAUGUACAAUUAACAACAUCCUGUUUUACACUGGGAAGAAAAUCAUUUUUCUUUCGAACCAUCCUUUCUUUAAAAAAUAAAAUUAUACAAACUCAUAAAAAAUAUAAAAAUUAUGGAAUUUAUAUGGCUUUAGAAAUAAAAUAUAUUUACCUGGCUGGUGUAGCAGAAACCCUAACAAAUUUUUUUAAUUUUGACAUCAGAAAAAGAUCGUGAUUCUUAACUUGGCUUAUCUGCACCCUGUUUUCCACUGCAUGUGGGCUAAGUGCUGGUCUUGACAGUGUUAUUGCAACAUGCAUUAGUGAACUCACAUUUUCAAGUUUUAAUGUAAUUUUUGUGUGAUUUGAAUUGUUUAGUAACAUUGAUAUUAUGUGUAAAGUGUAAAGAUGGCAUAUAGGUCAUUGAGAGAGAUCAAGUUGUGUUUAGUUGGAGAUGGUGGUGUCGGCAAGUCUUGUUUAGUAUUACGUUUUGUUAGUGAUCAGUUUGAUUUGCAUACCACUGCAACAAUUGGUGCAUCGUUUAUGUCAAAAACGUUUAAUGUUGGUGACAAAGCAUUUAAGUAUCAAAUAUGGGACACAGCAGGUCAAGAAAAAUAUAAAGCUCUGGCACCAAUGUAUUACAGAGGAGCAGCUGCUGCUAUAGUUGUUUAUGAUUUAACAAAGAAAAGUACAUUUGAGAAGGCAAAAUUGUGGGUCAAAGAGUUGAAAUUAUAUGGUCCUUCAAAUAUUGUUAUUUCUAUAGCUGGAAAUAAAAGUGAUUUAAAAGAUCAAAGAGAAGUGAGUUUAGAAACUGGUUUGGAAUAUGCUGAAAGUAUCGAUGCUGCUUUUGCAGAAGUGUCUGCUUUGACAUCUGAUAAUGUAAAUUAUUUGUUUGAAGAUAUAAGUCGGCGACUACCUGCAGAAAAUCAAGGUUUUUCUUCUGGUGGUUUAAAACCCUUAGUUAAAAUUCCUCCUAAAAAGCAUUCUAAAUGUUGUUGAAGUUUAUCUACAUUGAUAUUUUGUAUGUUUACCAUCACAUUUUCGUUAUUUUUACCAUCUCUAAUAUGUGAAUUAGUUACUGAGGCCAUAUUGAAAGAUAUUAAAUGAGCAUAUAUAUAAACAAAUGCAGCGGCAAUUUAUGACAGCAAUAACUGUAAGGAAAUUUCUUUUACAGAAGCAAAAAGAAACAAAUUGAGAUGGAAUGCAAAAGUUGCUAAUUUUUAAAAUUGUGAUAAACUUAGCUUUUAAAGGAAGUAAUUUUCCUGAAGUUUCCUUUUAUAAAAUUAGUCACUAAUUUUUAAAGGUUAAAGAAAAUAUGCGAUUAUAUAAGGGCAAAGCAAAAAUUACCCAGCUGUUUUUUUCCGGUAAAUAUCUAAUAAUUUUACCCACAAUAACAAUAAUUCCCCUAAAAAAAGCAAAAUGGUAGAAACAGGUGAGGGAACCACCAGGCUGGCUAGCUGAAAUGAAAGCCUCUGUCUGUAUAAUCUUUUAUUCACUUAUAAGUAAGAUGUAUUAUUUAGCGUAACCUACACGAACAGAUAAGUUUUUAUAGUAACUUUUAAAAGAUGCUAAACAUGUGUAAAAAGCUGGUUAGCUACCUAAAAAAAUUUAGUUUGAAACUUUUGAGUUGGAAUUCGUUUAUCAUCAACAUAUUACGUAAAAUAAUGUAACGAAUGCCUGUUUUCCGUGUGCGUGCUUAUUAUAAAAAGCUAUGUAAUUAAUUUUAUUCUCACUGUUUUAUCUUGUGUUCGGGCUCCUCGCUGCUGAGAGCUUUUUCGCUUAUGUCAUUGCAUAUUAUCUUUAACCAUAAUAAAAAAAUAAUUAGUGAUUCAGGGAAAGUCCUAGAAGUUGUAUUUAUGAAAUUAAGAAAGGAUAAAAAUAUAAAAACAGAGAGAAUAUUUAUAAAAUUUGCAGAAUUUUAAAUACCUAACUUGGAAAAAAAUUUUGGCAGAUACCUUUUUGCAUUUAUAUUUUGUUUUUUGUCAAUUGUUUUUUUUGUCAAAUUCAUUUUUUGAUUUGGUUAAUUAUAUCUUUGUUUGUUUGUUUGUCAAGUUAAAUACCAACAAACAAUCCAAAUUUAUAAUAGUUAAAUUAGGUGUAUAUUUUUAUAGAUGUAAUUUCUUUUAUGGAUAUUAUUAUUUUUGUACAAAAUAUAUUAUUAGCAAAAUUAGCAAAAAACGCAUACGUAUUUUUUCAAUAUUAGGCAUUUUUAUAAAUUUUAUUAGUUAUUGUUUUUUAAUGUUUGCUGUAUUCUUAUGAUUUUUAAGUCAGAUUUUUGUAAAAUUGUUAAAAUAAUAUUUCAGCGAAAUGUGGAUCAGGCAAGAAAUUAGUUUUUGUAACGCUUUUCCAUUGCCGACAUAAUGCCAUAUUUUCCUAGUAGUGGUGGUCUUUAUCCAACAAUUUUGCUUUCUUUUAAACAAUUAAAA